Jaculus jaculus (lesser Egyptian jerboa) is the source of this 1882-nucleotide messenger RNA. Its product is annotated as cyclin-K-like. Gene Ontology annotation, biological process: positive regulation of DNA-templated transcription, elongation; regulation of transcription by RNA polymerase II. Gene Ontology annotation, cellular component: cyclin/CDK positive transcription elongation factor complex; nucleus. The record is from RefSeq and is a predicted model, not a curated record. Gene Ontology annotation, molecular function: cyclin-dependent protein serine/threonine kinase activator activity. NCBI's taxonomy places the organism in Eukaryota, Metazoa, Chordata, Mammalia, Rodentia, Dipodidae.
GGGGACUGAAACAUUUUCUGAGAACCUUUUAGAAGGAAUAAGUCUGCUUCAAUAAAUGAAGGAGAAUAAAGAAAACUCAAGCCCUUCAGUAGCGUCAGCAAACCUGGACCACACAAAACCAUGUUGGUACUGGGAUAAGAAAGACUUGGCUCAUACACCCUCACAACUUGAAGGCCUUGAUCCUGCCACCGAGGCUCAGUACUGCCGAGAGGGGGCUCACUUCAUCUUUGAUGUGGGCACACAUUUGGGGCUACACUAUGAUACCCUGGCAACUGGAAUAAUUUAUUUUCAUCGCUUCUAUGUGUUCCAUUCCUUCAAGCAAUUCCCAAGAUAUGUGACAGGAGCUUGUUGCCUCUUUUUGGCUGGAAAAGUAGAAAAAACACCAAAAAAAUGUAAAGAUAUCAUCAAAACAGCUCGUAGUUUAUUAAAUGAUGUGCAAUUUGGCCAGUCUGGAGAUGACCCAAAGGAAGAAGUAAUGGUUUUAGAGAGAAUCUUACUACAUACUAUAAAGUUUGAUUUGCAAGUAGAGCAUCCAUACCAGUUCCUUCUCAAAUAUGCAAAACAACUCAAAGGUGAUAAAAACAAAAUUCAGAAGUUGGUCCAAAUGGCAUGGACGUUUGUAAAUGACAGUCUCUGCACCACCUUAUCACUGCAGUGGGAACCAGAGAUCAUACCAGUAGCAGUGAUGUAUCUUGCAGGACGUCUGUGCAAAUUUGAAAUACAAGAAUGGACCUCCAAACCUAUGUAUAGGAGAUGGUGGGAACAGUUUGUUCAAGAUGUCCCUGUUGAUGUUUUAGAAGACAUCUGCCACCAGAUCCUGGACCUGUACUCACAAGGGAAGCAACAGAUGCCUCACCACACCCCUCAUCAGCUGCAGCAGCCCCCAUCUCUUCAGCCCACACCACAAGUGCCACAAGUACAGCAGUCACAGGCGGCUCAAGGCUCUGACCCAGCCCCGGCCCAGCAGAAGGACUCGCAGCAGCCAGCUCCACAACCUCAGCAGCAGCAGCAGCAGGAGCCACAACCACCACCACCACCAGCCCAGCAAGAGCAGCAGCCUCCACCACCACCCAAGAAACCAUCUCCACAGCCUAGUCCUCCUCGACAGGCUAAGCGUACCGUGGUUGUUUCUCCCAAAGAAGAAAACAAAGUCACAGAACCACCAGCACCUAAAAUCCCCAAACUUGAGACCACCCACCCGCCUUUACCCCCAGCACAUCCACCUCCAGACCGGAAGCCUCCCCUGGCCACUGCCUUAGGUGAUGGUGAGCCACCUGGUCCAGUGGAAGCUGGUGACCUCCCCAAAGUCCAGAUUCCACCUCCAGCCCAUGCAGCCCUUGUGCACCAACCCCCACCGCUGCCACAUCGGCCUCCACCCCCGCCCCCCUCAAGCUACAUGACUGGGAUGUCCACCACCAGCUCCUACAUGUCUGGAGAGGGCUACCAGAGCCUGCAGUCCAUGAUGAAGACCGAGGGCCCUUCCUAUGGUGCCCUGCCCCCAGCCUAUGGCCCACCCGCUCACCUUCCCUACCACCCCUAUGUCUACCCUCCCAACCCGCCCCCACCCCCUGUGCCCCCAUCCCCAGCCUCCUUACCCCCACCCACCAUUCCCCCCCCACUCCAGGGACCCCCGCCUCCCCCCACCUACAACCCCAAUUUCCCACUCCCACCCACCCCCCGCCUGCCCCCCGCCCAUGCAGUCCCACCUCACCCUCCUCCAGGAUUGGGCCUGCCACCAGCUGGCUACCCGCCUCCUGCUGUCUCCCCUGGAGGACAGACACCUGUGCCCCCGCCUACCCCCACACCUGGCAUGCCACCUGUUGGGGGGCUGGGGCAGGCAGCCUGGCUGAGAUAACAUGAUGCCUUUUCCCUUGUUUUUUAA